AUGGAUGCCACUGACCCACACACUCUAUCUGAACCUGAGAGCUUGUCUGAUUCAGACUGGCUAGAUAUCGCAAGCAGCAGGGCAUCCGAGGACACCGACUCGGUCGUCGGCUUCGAUAGCGAUCGCGAGCUCGACUCCCAGGACGACAGGCCCCCCUCCAGGCAUUCGUUCUCCAGUACGAACAGCUCGCACACCAGCGAGGUCCAAGCCUGGGAAGGUCUCAUUGAAGACAUCCCCGAUGAGCGCCACACUGCCACACUCCCGCUGACCCGACCCUCCGCUCUCAGCAGUAGUGCGCCUGCAGGCGGGGUUGCACCUGCAGCCCAGCAGGCAGAUCCGGAGGAGGAGCAGCGGGUGAAGGAUGCUCUCGACCAGAGCAUGAUGAGCACGCUGAGCUCGUCGCGCUCUAACACCCUCAGUGGCUCGCACUCCUCGCUCGUCCGCACCCGCGAUCUCCGGCUCUCCUUCCCGGACCCGCUCACAAGCUCCCGGGACGAGCCACUCAACGACUCCUACGAAGCUGUCGCGCCCCCGUCCGUCGCAGAGGUCGACGCGUCCCCCGCAGUCCUGCCCGGCGCUGACUCCAGCCCGCGCCGCACGGCCGACAUCGAUGCAGCGCUAGCGCCUACAGCUGCGGAUCCGGGCUCGCUCGCCACGCCCGCGGUCCCAGAUGCAGAAGAGAGCAGUCGCGAAGACGAAUACAGGCCUGAUCUCUACGUCGUACUCUACGGCUCAUCGUCCGGGGUCAAGUGGUCCCUGAUCGAUAAGCUGCUUGAGAAGGCGGCGGUCGGCAUGGGCCUCACGCUGACCUCGCGCAUCGUCGGGCUCAUCGACGGGUAUGUCCGCUUCCUAUCGUCCAAUGGCGGCCAGGACAAUAGGACGGUUUGGGUCAUCGACCGAACGGACAGUGUUGAUACUUCGAGCUUUGUCCCGUUUGACCGGCCUUCCUUAGCUGUCGUGUUUCUUCCAUCGCCUUUGACUUUCGUGCCCGACCAUUCUCUCUACCUUCCGGUCUUGGCACAUAGCCCGAGCGUCAUAGAUAUUCCCUUCUCCGCUGACCAACUCCUCGACGCCGAGCAGCAAUGGGAUACAUUCAACGUCCCACAGCGCAAGGUUGUGCCAGUGUCUCGUUGCUCGUCCUCUGUCGUCGAUGUAGACGAGAUUGAACGUGUCGCACCCAAGCAACUUGCUCGCGCCUUGCGCCCGCUGUUCGCAGGAGAGGUGCGGCAAUCUCCCCGCUUUACGCAACGGAUCGCUUCGAAGCACGCUUUCACGAUUCUCGCGAUUCUGUCCGUCGUCCUCGGCUACGCGAUCAAGGGCUCCUUCACCCCUUCCGCCACGCCCACAGUCGUAUCCUCGCAGCCUCAGCAGACGACACCCACGUUCGCAUUCCCGCCGGUCAGCGUGCCCAUCAACCAUUCGACCCCACAACCGAGCCUGAACCCCGCGACAUCGGGACUCGUUCGGUCGUCUCUGAAGGACUUCGCCCUGGCCGUGCUCCCCGCGCCACUUGUUGCUUCUACCUCGACCAGUCAGCCGUCGGCCAUGCCAUCUCCCCACCACGCCGACCCCGUCACCUCCGUAGAUGCGCCGUCCGAAUGCGCCUGCGGCUGUGGAUUGAUCACCUGGCCAGGCAAGUCCAAGGGUACCACGGACUUGAUGCUCCGUCCGACGCCCGCGACGUCAGCGGUACACGACGCUGGCAAGUCUAGUCUGGCGAUGGUUUCCUCGCAUUCAGGCUACGUUGCGGACGGCGCGAAGGGCAAGGCUGUCGCGCGCGGAGACGACACGAUGUUUGCGUUGAGCGCCUGGCGCGGCGCGGGCUCGCUCGCGGAGAUCCUCGGCCUCGGAUACACCGCCGUGGCGCGUGUGGUCGCACAAGACGUGCAAGAGAUCAUGGACGCGCUGGACGAACUCGCGCGUGCGAUUGGGCGGCAGUCCGCGUUGGUGUGGGCGCAGUCCGCGGGGGCCGUGCAGGGCUUGAAGACGAUGAUCCAUGCGCGGCAUGAGCGUGCUCGUGCGCGGGCGAUGGAGCUGAGGCGGAUGGGUGGACGGCUGUUCGAGUCGGUGCAGGAGAAGGUGAAGGGGAGGGUGAACAGGGCGAGGGAGAACGCGCGGGCGUCGAAGGACGAGAUAUUGACGAUGGAUGCGUGGCCGGUCCGCGGGAGGCAGAUGGUGGAGUCCAUGACGGCUCGUAGGCUCGCUCAGGAGCGCAGGGCGCAUCGGAAGGCGAGGACGGCGCUGACGCACUGA
This is a messenger RNA of Fomitopsis serialis, 2253 nucleotides long. RefSeq lists its product as uncharacterized. The record is from RefSeq and is a predicted model, not a curated record. The transcript has 3 exons. NCBI's taxonomy places the organism in Eukaryota, Fungi, Basidiomycota, Agaricomycetes, Polyporales, Fomitopsidaceae. The coding region runs from base 1 to 2253 and encodes 750 amino acids.